Desarmillaria tabescens is the source of this 1539-nucleotide messenger RNA. RefSeq names its product peptidase S28. The record is from RefSeq and is a predicted model, not a curated record. Gene Ontology annotation, molecular function: serine-type exopeptidase activity; dipeptidyl-peptidase activity. Gene Ontology annotation, biological process: proteolysis. The transcript is spliced from 12 exons. NCBI's taxonomy places the organism in Eukaryota, Fungi, Basidiomycota, Agaricomycetes, Agaricales, Physalacriaceae. Bases 1 to 1539 code for a protein of 512 amino acids.
AUGGCGCCCCGGACCAUCUCGCUGAUUCUUCUCCUCACUGCUGUUGGUCAUGUCUGUGGUCGUGUCCCCAAGCCUCCAGGAAUCCCGAUGGUGGACGUUGAAUCGGAUUUUGGAUCAUCCCGUCGUACUCUGAACGCAAGGGCCUUGCCACCUUAUAACACAACCUACUACUUUGAUCAGCUCAUUGACCACAACGAUCCGUCGAAGGGAACGUUCCAGCAACGCUACUGGCACACGGCGGAACACUACCAAGAAGGUGGCCCUAUCAUUUUCAUGAAUGCGGGAGAGGUCAACGCAGCUCCUUACUACGGUUAUGUUACGAACAGUACCAUCAACGGCGUCAUCGCACAGAAGUACGGAGGCGCCGCAAUUGUUCUCGAACAUCGCUUCUUUGGCGAGAGUAAUCCUUACCCGAACCUCAAUGUAGACAGCUUUCAGUAUCAUACGAUAGCUCAGUCUAUCGAGGACAACGUCUAUUUCGCCAGGAACGUUGUUCUUCCGCAGGAUAACGGAGGUAGUGUCGGCCCGGACAAGGCACCGUGGAUAAUCAUUGGAGGAAGCUACCCAGGCGCGCUAGUCAGCUGGACUAUGGCCGCACAUCCAGAUGUAUUUUGGAUAGGAUAUUCCUCAUCGGGUGUCGUUCAAGUUCAGAUGUACGUCUCCAAGUUUCUCUUCGCUCAACCGCCGACCGACCCACACACCAUCAGCGAUUUCUGGCAAUACUACGAGCCCAUCAGGGAGAACAUGCCCAAGAACUGUUCCGCUGACGUCGAAGCCGUUAUCGCCCAUGUAGACGAGGUUUUCUUCGGAUCUAACACUACGGCACAACGGGAGCUUCAGGAACUGUUCGGCUUUUCGACGGAUUUGGAGGUCGCCCAGGCCCUUAAGAUGGGAUUUGUGGGCAUGGCAGGAUAUGCAGCCCAAUACUGGCAGCUGGAAGUCAGGGGUAACGUUACCGCUUCCGAAAAUGGCUGGGGGCUGGAUAAUGCGCUCAAGGCAUGGGGGACGCAUUUCACUGCGUCGAGUUCGUCUGAGAAAACUGGUAUUCCUCUUAGCCGAGAGAUCCCCCGUCCUCGAGAAUUAAAUGCCAGGGAUGACUAUCCGGUUGACGACGCGUACCGUUCAUGGUUCUGGAUGAUAUGCAAUGAAAUCGGAUUCUCACUGGACGGCCCGCCUAUCGGACAAGGGGAAAUAGUUUCUCGCUUAAACCGCGAUUGCGUGACCACAUAUCCCGAAGCGUUCUCAGAGUACCCCAUUCCAAACGUGAGCAGGACAAACACGCUUUACGGUGGAUGGAGCGUCAACAAUACUCGGUUAUUCUUUGCGAAUGGUAAACGGGACACAUGGCGCGAAGCUACGGUUUCAGCGGUUAAUAGCACUGCCGUGAGUACAGAGACCCAGCCCAUCAGGAUAUCGAAUGGCUUUCACGCCUCGGACUUGGUGAUGCGGCUGGCGGCGCCUGAUCCCACGAUUGUCGCGGUGCAGGACGCGUUUAUCGCGUACGUGGAAUCGUGGUUGAAGGAUUUCGUUCCGUCGUAG